AUGACUGAAGCUAUUGGACAAUUUGGAAAAGGAUUACCUACCCCUAGUCGGUAUCUAUUGAGUGGACCAUGUUUGACGGACGAGGUUCAGAGGAUUAAGACUGCUUUGAUAAAACAUCAAGAGGAGUGGUCUAUUACUGGUUAUUCGAUUAUGACAGAUGCAUGGACAGAUCGUAAGCGAAGAAGUAUUAUGAACUUAUGUGUGCAUUGUCGAGAAGGGAUGUCUUUCUUAUCUUCGAGAGAGGAUUCUGAUUCAGCACAUACUGGAGAUUACAUAUUUGAGUAUGUUGAUAAAUGUAUUGAAGAUAUUGGAGAAGAUAAAGUAGUACAAGUUGUGACUGACAAUGCUUUAAAUAACAUGGAAGCAAAACGUCUCCUGAAAGUCAAGAGACCUAAUGUAUUUUGGACUUCAUGUGCCGCACAUACCAUGAAUCUCAUGCUAGAGGGGAUUGGUAAACAAUCCAAGUUCAAGAAAACAAUUGAUAGUGCAAAGGCAUUAACUAUUUUCAUUUAUGGUCACCAUCAAACUCUUAGCAUGAUGCGUACGUAUACCGACAAUAUUGAGAUUGUACGUCCCGGCGUAACACGUUUUGCAAGUACGUAUCUCACUUUGGAUAGUUUGCUUUCAAAAAAGGAACAAUUAAGAACUAUGUUUGGUUCGAAUGCAUUUGACUCUUUGAAACAUUCUAAGAGUGUUGCCGGAAAAAAAUCAUAUGAUACAGUCUUUUCUCAAUCAUUUUGGAAUAAGGUUACUCAUGUUUUGGAAGUUUUUAAACCAUUAGUAGAGGUUCUUCGCAUUGUUGAUGGUGAUAGGCCUUUUAUGCCAUGGUUGUAUGGGAAACUAAAAGAGGCCAAAGAAGACAUCAAAUGUGCAUUGAAUGGAGUUGAGGGGAACUAUAAACUUUUGCUAGAUAUCAUUGAGCUUAAAGGAAAAGGAAGACUUGACAAUGAAUUGCAUGUAACGGCAUAUUUUCUUAAUCCUUUUUACUUUGCAAAAAAUAGAGUCGGCAUUGGAGGAGCAUUAGAGGUCAUGGAAGCCAUACAAAAGUGUGUGGAAAUGUUUUUUCCGGGUGAUGAGAUUUUGCAAGGCAACGUCAUCAACACAGAGAGUUGCAAAUAUAUAAGAACUUGGAAGCCAGUUUUCGAGCCAAUUGGAUGGUGGAGUAAUUAUGGAGGGAGUGCUAAGAAUUUGCAAAGGAUGGCAAUUAGGAUUUUGUCAUUGACUACAAGUUCGUCGGGUUGUGAGCGAAAUUGGAGCUCAUUCGCUAUGGUAUGAUGGUAUAUUAGUAUCUCACUUUGUCACUAACUAGUUAGUAGUUACGAAUUAAUAUAUGAAAUUCGUUUGAACUUGCUUGCUUGUAGGUCCACACAAAGAAUCGAAAUCGACUUACGACCGAAAAGUUGAAUGAUUUGGUUUAUGUUCAAUUUAACUCAAAGU
Messenger RNA from Impatiens glandulifera, 1437 nucleotides. RefSeq lists its product as uncharacterized. The record is from RefSeq and is a predicted model, not a curated record. Gene Ontology annotation, molecular function: protein dimerization activity. NCBI's taxonomy places the organism in Eukaryota, Viridiplantae, Streptophyta, Magnoliopsida, Ericales, Balsaminaceae. The transcript is spliced from 2 exons. The coding region runs from base 1 to 1275 and encodes 424 amino acids.